This is a messenger RNA of Eruca vesicaria subsp. sativa (arugula), 1295 nucleotides long. NCBI's taxonomy places the organism in Eukaryota, Viridiplantae, Streptophyta, Magnoliopsida, Brassicales, Brassicaceae. The record is from the annotation of a GenBank genome assembly.
UUCUCAUUAUCAACAGUGUUCAACAUCUCAUCUCUUCUUCCUCCAUGGGGGUAGAUUUAUACAAAUACAAUACUUAAAGUUUGCUUUAUAGAUUAGUAUCAGUCCAAACACUUAAAUUCCAUAUACCAAACUCCCAAAAUUUUCAGAUUUACAUUUUAAGCAAACAGUUUGGUUUAGUCAAUCUUUAUCUUACUUUCACUUCCCAUCUAUUCUUCUUCUUCUUCCUCCAAUAAAACCCUAAAUAUUUUGAAAGUCAUGGAUGUAAUAGCAACUACAGCUACUGUAGUAUCCGACUUGGAUUCGCGGCAACCCGUUACCGAAGCUCCGACCCGGAUCCACCCCGCGAAGCCUAUUUCUUUCUCAAACGGGAAACGAUGCCACAACGACCACCAACAACACCAUGUGUCUGAAGUCGUUGUCACUUACAAAGAAUGUCUAAAGAACCACGCUGCUGGAAUCGGCGGUCACGCCUUAGACGGUUGCGGCGAGUUCAUCCCGUCUCCGUCGUUUAACACCAGCGACCCGACUUCACUAACAUGCGACGCGUGUGGUUGCCACCGUAACUUCCACCGCCGAGAAGACGAUCUAUCUUACGUUUCACCUGUCGUCCCGAGGAUAGAGUAUCGUCCUCAUAACCGUCACCAGCUUCCUCCUCCGCUACCUCCGGUGGAAAUUGGUAGCCAAGACGACGACGAUGAUCCUGCUUCUCCGCCUCCGAUCUCGUCUUCUUAUAUGCUUCUUGCACUCUCGGGAGGAGCGGCGACGGUUCCGGUGUCGAGGAAGCGGUUUAGGACGAAGUUUAGUGAGUUUCAGAAGGGGAAGAUGUUCGAGUUCGCGGAGAGAGUUGGGUGGAAGAUGCCGAGAGUGGAUGACGUGGAUGUGGUGGAGUUUUGUCGGGGGAUAGGGGUUGAGAGAAAUGUUUUCAAGGUGUGGAUGCAUAACAACAAGAUUCCAGGACGAGGAGGAGUUAGGAGAGCUAACGGAGGAGGAGGAGAUGGUGGAGAGAGUGUACUUCCGACGAAUGGUUCGUUUUCUUCAACGUGAAGACGUGAAACAGCAACGUCGGUGUUUGGUAGCUAGUUUGUGUUGGUUUCUCUUUGUUUGUUUGUGUUUUACGUUUUUAGUCAACGGGUCCGAUCUGUGUUCUAUUCACUUGAAAAAUGUUUUUUCUUGAUAGUUUACUAUUGUUAGAGAAUGUAACCUUCGGCCAAAAUAAAAGAUUAACCUCUAAAUUUUUAAUGAAAACAUGAUAUCCGUGCAAUUAGAUGUAUUUUCUUUUAAUUUAUAGAUUACUU